CUCAGCUGUCGUUAUCAGAUGGGACUGAAAAGUAGAGCAACGUUCAUGCACUUGUAGUGAUUAUGUCAUCCAGUCCAGCCUCCCGGUCAACCUUUCACCCACUUUCCCUGCUGUCUCUCAGUGACAGCCGGCUUGUGUUGACGGAGCGUGGGGGGAAGAGGAUCCAUCGUCCAGACAUUAGUCUGCAGAUUUGGGGGCCCCUUCUUAUCAACGUAGUUGCUUGAAAAGAAGCAUUCAGAGAUGUGGAUGAGUACAUUUGCACGUCUCGCUCUGCCUGCGCUGCAGAGGAGCGCCUCUGCCAUGGCCUGUCAGGCUCUGAGGGCUUGUCGUCGACCCGGGAGGUCUGCAGGUCCACUACCCUCAUGUCUGACUUCAAUGCGGCUCCGUGGGCAGCACACACUGGGGUCGGCCCCGCUCCCUCUGGCCGGCCACUCAGUGAGGCACGUCCGGGCUCUGGACGAGGAGAGGAUGAUGGAGGUGGAGUGGGAGGACGGCGGCCACAGUCUGUACCCGUUCACUUGGCUGAGGGACAACUGCCAGUGUCCACUGUGUACCCUGGAGUCGGCUCAGGCCCGGAAACUGCUGAUGUCUGAUCUAGAUGUCCACACAGGGGUCGACGUUGUCGAGGUCACCAAUGACAACAAGGUGUCCAUUGUGUGGCCCGACCAGCACACCAGUGUGUUCGACGCCGAGUGGCUGAAAAAACGCUGCUUCUCAUCUGCUGCCAGACAAGCAAUUCAAGAAGAGCUUUUCCUCAAUGAGCGUUAUUACUGGGACUCCAAACUGCUCAUUCCCACGGCCGACUACCAGGAAGUCCUGCAUGACGAUAAGGCGGCGCUGGCCUGGCUCCUGGCCCUGCGUCGGGUUGGCAUCGUCUACCUGAAGGGGGCUCCAGCAGAGCAAGGCCAAGUGGCCCGACUCGCUGAGAGGAUUGGCUAUCUCAGGCUGACAUUCUACGGGCACACAUGGCAGGUCCAGGACAAAUACAUGGCAAACAACGUGGCCUACACUUCAGGAAAGCUCAGCCUGCACACAGACUACCCUGCAUUGCACUUUGCACCUGGAGUGCAGUUUCUGCACUGCAUCAACCAGGCCGAGGAGGGAGGGGAGAGCGAGGUGGUGGACGGCUACCACAUGGCCGAGCAGCUGCAGAGAGAAGACCCAGAGGCCUUCAGGACGCUCACCUCGCUCCAGGUGGACUUCACCGACACGGGGAUGGACUACUGCGACUUCAUGCUGCAGUCCAAGAAAUGCAUCAUUGACGUUAAUGCAGAUGGUCGAGUUCUGAGGAUAAACUACAACAACGCCACCAGAGAUUCGGUGCUGGACCUCCCGGUACACCAGGUUCAGCCCUUCUACCGAGCACUGAAGACCUAUGUGAAUAUCAUGAACCGACCAGAGAACGUGGUCACCUACACAAUGAAUCCAGGUGACAUCGUGACCUUCGAUAACUGGCGUCUGCUGCAUGGGCGGAGGCGCUACAUUAGCAGGCCUGACAGGUUGCGACACCUCGAGGGCGCCUACCUGGACUGGGAUGAAGUCAUGUCCCGCCUCCGGAUACUCCGCCUCUCGGUCCAUGGGAACGUUUGAGCUCUUCACCCAAAUUUUAAAAGGUAGAAUCAGAGUUAAGCUGGGAGGCUGUAAACUGUAAGCUAAGCUUAAUGUUGUGUCUUAAAACACUGCAGAGAUAUUGAAGUAUCUGACAAAGAGCUGAAUCUCUGACUCUGACGAAACAAUUGAAAGAUUGCACAAAGAUUUUAAAGUAAGGAUGCUUUCCAAAAUCUGCGAAAAUCAAACGAUGACCAGUAAUGUCUCAAAUAGUAAAAGUGCAACACUUCAAUGCAAAUAUUAUUUAAAACACCUUGAUUUCAAAUUUAAGGGGUGCUUUUUAAUCAAAGUGUCAAAAGAAGUUUUAUAAAUUUAAAAUAAUAAGAUGUUUUAUACAUCUUUGAGUCUGCCACAUUAUGAUUUUAAUAUUAUGUAAUUUAUACUUCUUAAGUUAUCAUUCCCAAAUCUCGACCUGGAUGCCUCAAAAUCACCUGUUCAUUGUCUAACAGCUAAAAUCACUGACAUCGUGUUUGAUGAUGAUAAUUGAAGACAUUUUAACUCAUUGUUUACUUUUGUGUAAAGAAAACUGUUGAGUUUCUGACUGUAAAUAGGGAGACGUGAGUGUAGGAGUGAUUUCAGGCAGAGCCCCCGUGUAAAAGCUUUUCCUCGGCUGUGGUAUCCUGCUACCUCUCCUGUUCAAAGUGCCUUCUGUCAACACAAAGGAUGUCCUUGACUUCUCCUUCAUGCUGUAGAGUUGCAGUCUGAAUUAAAAUCUGCAUUACGCUGUGGUGCAGUAGCUGUACUAGAACUGUAAAUGUAAAUUUAAAGGGUCAGUUGAGCCAAAUUACAAAAACGUGUCUACUUAACCCUCUCCUGCAGAAACUAGAAAGUUCUGGAUUUAUCUGCUGAAGUUUUAAGAUAAAGUUGCUGUCAAGUGACAACUGUGCAUGAACAUAUUUUAGCAUUUUUAGACAAACUGAAGGAGCACACUGCAUCAGCUGCAUCAGACACUAAACGAUACGUUAAAACUAGAUAAUUUGAUCGUAAAGUUGUGCUGAUGUUCACACUAACGAUGUCAAAAUGUGGAAACGUGGAGCAGCUUUAGAAACUUUUAAUUUUGCUUCUUUGCAUUGAAAUUAAAUUUUUUAAAAGCGAUGAACAUAAACAGAUGUUUUUUAGACAAACUGAAGGAGCUCCUUGCUGCAGCUAAACAUAAAUUACAUUUUAGGUUAAACACUAAGUGUUAAGUUGAAACUAGCUCGUUUGAUCGUAAAUUUGUGUUAAUAUUUACAGACUGCAUUAAUAUGCACAGAAUAGUCCAGUCUUUGCCCUUAUUCCAAAAAAGACAAUACUCCUGCUAAGCUGUUUUCAUGGCUAAUGAAGAUAAAUUCCCAAUUCCUGCGUACAUGGAGCCAUGCAUACUCCAAUUAACGUGCCCUAACGUGUCGUUCACCACUUCAAAAUAUGGAAACGUGGAACAGCUUUUGCAACUUAUCAUUUUGCUUCUUUGCAUUGAAAUUAGAUUUUUUUCAAAGAAAUAAACAUAAGCAGAUUUUUUUUUUAGACAAAUUUAAGGAGCCUGUUGCUCCAGCUAAAUGUAAGUUCAAGCUUAUGUUAGAUACUCAGCGAUAAGUUAAAGCUAGUUAGUUUGAUUGUAAAGAGACUUAAGGUUGAUUUUACUCUGAUAUUAAAUCUGCACACAUCGGACCUCAAACAGCAACAUUCUCUAAAAUUUCUCUGAUAUUUCCUCUUACCAGAAUAUUACGAGAAAACAAAGGAGAAGUCGACUCUCCCACUUGAUUUUAAGUCACCUGUUAGCUAAAGACUCUGGCACAGACUGGAGGCGUGACAUUAAAAAAUGAAAGAACUUAUGUUAAAUUGAUGUAGGCCUACUGUUAAAUAAACUCAAAGUAAAUGUUAUUUCAAGGAAAUAUAAAGCUACACAUGCAGUGAGGUUUAAAUAUUCCUCAUACAAGCAGUAUAUAUGAGAAGCUGGAACUGUGAAAUGUUUAUUUUCUGAUUAAUGGGCUGAUUGUUUCAGCUACAUUUGUAUAUUUUCAUAUUUUUGGCUUGUGUGUAAAAAUCUUGAUUUGUAAAGUAGUUAUCUAAUAAUAGAAGUGAAGUAAAAAGUACAGUAUUUACCUCUGAAGUGUAGUGGAGUGAAAGAAGAAAGUGGCAUGAUAUUAUAAUACUCAAAUACAAAUCUGAGGUUACUUUUAAGUUACUUGAGUACAGUACUUGGGUAAAUGUGCUAAGUUAAAUUCUGCCACUGCUCAGCAGAGCGACACUAAGCAGCUGAAAUUACAGUAAUUUGGAUCAAUGCAUCAAGUUUAAUAGAAACCCUUUAGCCCUGAAAUGUAAUGAUCCAGUAAGUAUAAUUACCCUAAAACGUAAUUUAAAUUCAAAUCAAUUAUAUUUGUGCUUUUUGUAAAUUUCCCUCAUUUGUAAAACUUAUAUUUCCUUGUGUUUUUUCCAACAAUUUGUUGAAUGUGAAAGCAAGAUGUUUUUCUCUUAACUUGGUAGAGUACCUCCGGCCACACUCAAUUUUCUCUUACCUAAGAGGAAAGCAAAAAUAAGCAAACAUUGGUGAAUCCCAAAAAUCAAUGGUACUGACAAAAUAGGAACAAAUCCUGGCUACGAGCAAAAAUAAGAGAAAAUUUGCUUGUAGAUUGUUUCUUGCAAGAGGCCCAUUGAAUAUGUUUACAUGCACAAAAUAAUGCAGUUUUUAAUAUUAUUCCAUAAAGGACUAAGCUGUUAACAUAACUUAUGAAAAUAAAUGUCCCACUAAUAUUCCUGUUACGUGAAGCCAUGCAUACUUCCAUUACAGGAAGUUCAUCAUGCCAAAAUGUAGAAAAGUGA
Molecule: messenger RNA, 4407 nt
Organism: Plectropomus leopardus (leopard coralgrouper)
Lineage: Eukaryota; Metazoa; Chordata; Actinopteri; Perciformes; Serranidae
Gene: bbox1
Product: gamma-butyrobetaine hydroxylase 1
Biological process (GO): carnitine biosynthetic process
Cellular component (GO): mitochondrion
Molecular function (GO): iron ion binding; gamma-butyrobetaine dioxygenase activity
Source: RefSeq, a predicted model, not a curated record